Molecule: messenger RNA, 375 nt
Organism: Cryptomeria japonica (Japanese cedar)
Lineage: Eukaryota; Viridiplantae; Streptophyta; Pinopsida; Cupressales; Cupressaceae
Product: glycine-rich cell wall structural protein 1-like
Exons: 1
Coding region: 1-375 (124 amino acids)
Source: RefSeq, a predicted model, not a curated record
AUGUUAUGUGUCCAUGGGCUAGUGGCCUCCUACCACGUGGCAGGCGUGGAUUCGCCGGGUUCCCUGCGGAGUCCGCGUGGCGGAGGAGCUAGCAGCAGUGGAGGGCUCGCUGGAGGGCCGACGGUGGUAGGUGGGCUGCUGGUGGCGGCGGCCAGUCGUGCGGCGCGGAGGACCGCCGACGGUGGAGGGGCCGACUGGAAGCGGCACGGCGGCGGCAAUGAUGGCUGGGCCGGAAGAGAGGGGCCUGCACGGGCCGCAACGGAGCGGGCAGCCUACGCGGGUGGCGGUGGGGCGAGCGGCGGCAGCGACAGAGCGGCUGGCUGGGCGGCAGCUGCGGGGGUCGCUGGAGAUUGGCCGAUGGCAGCGGAGGGAUAG